This is a messenger RNA of Neomonachus schauinslandi (Hawaiian monk seal), 2210 nucleotides long. It is a transcript of the gene ZNF446, whose product is annotated as zinc finger protein 446. Bases 60 to 1643 code for a protein of 527 amino acids. NCBI's taxonomy places the organism in Eukaryota, Metazoa, Chordata, Mammalia, Carnivora, Phocidae. The transcript has 7 exons. The record is from RefSeq and is a predicted model, not a curated record. Gene Ontology annotation, biological process: regulation of DNA-templated transcription.
UGACCCUUCCUUUCCUGCAGGUCCCUCUUGUUGGCUACAAGAAGACACCCAGUACAACAAUGCCAUCCCCACUGGGCCCCCCACGCCUGCCCUCUGUGGACCCCAUGGCUAUCCUGGAGGAGCCUGAGGCAGCACGCCUGCGCUUCAGGGGAUUCUGCUACCAGGAGGUGGCGGGUCCCCGAGAGGCCCUGGCCCGGCUCCGGGAGCUGUGCCGCCAGUGGCUGCGGCCCGAGGCGCACUCCAAGGAGCAGAUGCUGGAGCUGCUGGUGCUGGAGCAGUUCCUGGGCACGCUGCCUCCGGAGAUCCAGGCCUGGGUGCGGGGCCAGCGGCCAGGCAGCCCUGAGGAGGCUGUAGCCCUGGUCGAGGGCCUGCAGCAUGACCCUGGGCAGCUGCUGGGCUGGAUCACAGCCCAUAUCCUGAAGCAAGUGGUGCUCCCGGCAGCACAGAAGACAGAGGAGUCCUUGGGGAGCUCCCACGCUUCAGGGACAGUGGAGCUCCUCAGGGCGACCUCUGGGGAGGCCUCACAGGACACCCACAUGGAGAAGUCUGCCCAGCUUAGCUGCAGUGUGAAGGAGGAGCCAGAUGCUGAUGGGCAGGAGAUGGCACCUUCCAACCCCCCAAAUCCAGCCCAGUCCCACGAGGGGCACCCUGGACACCGGGAACCAGCCUCCACGUCCUUCCACCCACCCAGGAUUCAGUCUAAUGGCACAGUGGGAAACAGCUGUGUGGGCAGGCCACACCCUCCAAGGCCUCCUGAUCUCCAGCCAACAGCAUUCCAGCUGUGGCUUCAUGUGGCUGUCUCCUCCCUGUGCCUGGACCUCCAGUGGAGGAAUGGGGGCUACUGGACCCGUCACAGAAGGAACUGUACUGGGACGCAAUGCUGGAGAAGUAUGGCACGGUGGUCUCCCUGGCAGGGAUACCAGCCCCCCCGCCGGAGGCAUGGGCUGAUUCGGGGCCAGGGGCCAUGCGUACAGGGACAGAGGGUCGAAGAAGCCUCCACCCAGGAGAUGAGAGUGAGAGCCACUGCGAGGGUCCGCCCCACUGCCCAGAGGCCCAGCCACCCCGGGGCCCGGGGUCUGUCACCUGGGAGGGCCCGUCUGGGGCCUCUGUGUCUGCCAGGGCAAUGCUGGGAGCAGAGCUGGAGCCUGGUGCCCCGCGGAGGAAGCCUUACACCUGUGAGCUGUGUGGCCGAGGCUUUGACUGGAAAUCAGUCUUUGUCAUCCACCACCGGAUGCACGCAGAUGGGCAGGGUACACGGGCCCCGGUACUGGCCAUCGGGGGUGCUCAGAAGCUGCCACAGGGUUCCCGGGAGCCAGGCACACCCCGGCACCCCCGGCGCGUGCUCCCAGGGCCCCGGAGCUAUGCAUGUGAGGAGUGUGGGCGCAGCUUCAGCUGGAAGUCGCAGCUGGUCAUCCACCGCAAGAGCCAUGCGGGUCAGCGGCGCCACUUCUGUGGAGACUGCGGCCGUGGCUUCGACUGGAAGUCCCAGCUGGUCAUCCACAGGAAGAGCCACCGGCCCGAAGCCCCAUGAGUGGCUCGAGAAGGCGGCCUCAUCUUGGGGGCCUUGGAGCCUCCAGGGCCUAGACACAGUUCCCGGGGCUCUGGUUCCAGCCUUCCCGGGUCUGCUCAGCCUCUGUCUGUGAAUCAGAGUUCCCAGGAGGGUCCCCUGCCCCAUUUCAGUCUCCCCAAAACAGCCACCUGGGUGUAAGUAAAAGAAGCUGCCUGGUGGGGCCUGGCUUGGAACCCAUUGCCUAAGCCUGGUGACUUCCAAGCUCUGAGAUCCCCAGCUGUGACCUGAUGCAGGCUGACAGGCUAAGGACUCUCCCUACUCCUGGGACCUUAGUGGCCCCAGGUGGAUGCUCAGAAACUGCCCCUUUCCACCCUUCCUGAAGCUUCUGGGUCUGAUGUCUUGGUGUGGAAGGUGCUGAAAGCUCAGGAGAGCAUGCUUUGCUUCUGUUUGCAGGCAGAUGGAAAACUAAUGACCCUUCACAUUUGAGAUUUUUUUAAAAUUCCACUUUUAUAAUGGGAAGUUUCUGCAUAAGAAUUCUGAUCUUUGCUUUCUGCUGGUCAGAAUAUCAGCAGUGCCACUCCUGCCUGGCGGCUGGACCCACAAGAAGGGCCAGCAGUCCUGGCCACCUGGCCUCCUUUGUUCCUCGGCCACCAUGUCUUUCCUUGGUCUCUUUGGCCUUUGAGCUCUUGAGUCCCAGCUU